This is a messenger RNA of Doryrhamphus excisus (bluestripe pipefish), 12838 nucleotides long. It is a transcript of the gene chst8, whose product is annotated as carbohydrate (N-acetylgalactosamine 4-0) sulfotransferase 8. Gene Ontology annotation, cellular component: membrane. NCBI's taxonomy places the organism in Eukaryota, Metazoa, Chordata, Actinopteri, Syngnathiformes, Syngnathidae. The record is from RefSeq and is a predicted model, not a curated record. Gene Ontology annotation, biological process: proteoglycan biosynthetic process; carbohydrate biosynthetic process. Gene Ontology annotation, molecular function: sulfotransferase activity.
UCUCUCUCUCUCUCUCUCUCUCUCUUCCCUCAUACUCUCGCUUCCUCUUCACCGUGCAACGGCGAGGGUGGACCAGGCAUGCUCGCCCCGGCCACAGCAUCUCCUCCGAGGCGGCAUCAAACUUGACUACACACACACACACACACACGGAGAAGUGUACGGAGAAGACAGUGUGCAGCAUCGCGGACACGUCCCUUCCCCCGGCGUCGUGGGCGCUCUCCGUGGUGCUGAAAGUGGAAACUCGUGCAGCCGAUCAACUAGUGAAGGAAGGAGGCAAGGCACGCCGAGCCGCACUUGGCAGCUUCUUGUGGACUGCAUGGUCCUCAGGAGUGGAGCACAGUCUAUAACCUUCUCUCGCAAUGGUGUGGGAGGGGAUGAAGCGGAGGAUGGCGUUGGAUUCCCUGUUUGGACGGAGGCGGAGGCUGUCCUGCUUCUUCUGGUUCCUCCUGCUGUUCGGUGUUGGAGUUCUGCUUUUCUUCAUCCAGCUGCAGGACGCGCCGGGGUGUGCGCCGCAACAAGGAUACGCGUUACAGCUUGAAGGAACUCUGCAACAGUCGAGAGAGACUUUGUCGACUCAGGACAAAGAGAGAGGAAAAUCAGACAUCUACCAGGACCACCAGGCGAAAUCAGACCUCUACCAGGACCACCAGGCGAAAUCAGACAUCUACCAGGACCACCAGGCAAAAUCAGACAUCUACCAGGACCACCAGGCGAAAUCAGACAUCUACCAGGACCACCAGGCGAAAUCAGACAUCUACCAGGACCACCAGCACCAGGCUGCUGAUGUCUUCAAGGUCCUGAAAACAAGCCCUCCCACCCGAUGCAUCAACAACAACACGCCCACAUCCAGCUCCUCUUCUCCGUCUUCAUGGUCCUGCUCAGGUUUGUCGUCCCACCAGCGCUGGAGGGACCUCUGCAGCAUCCAGGAGCAGCGCCAGCAGCUGGUGAGGACCAUGUGCGCCAAGUACAGGAGCCGCAUCUCCAAGACCAUCACGCUGCAACUCGCCAAGAACAUCUACGUGGAGGACAAAUACAAGAUCCUGUACUGCCAGGUUCCCAAAGUGGGUUGUUCCAACUGGAAGCGGAGUCUAAUGGUGCUGGGGGGCCAGGCCUCCGACCCCCAGGACAUCCCGCAUGAAAUGGCCCACAGCAGACGUUUGAAGACGCUAGACAGCUUCCAAAGAUCGGGGGCCAUUAAGCGCUUGAAAACGUACACCAAGGUCAUGUUUGUGCGAGAACCCUUAGAGAGGAUGGUGUCGGCCUACAGGGACAAGUUUGAGAACCCCAACGAGUACUAUCACUCUUCUUUUGGGAAAUACAUCAUCUCCAAGUACAGGGUCAACGCAUCUAGGGCGGCUUUGGAUUCGGGCGACGGGGUCACCUUCCAGGAGUUCGUGCAAUACCUGCUGGAUGUCCACCGCCCGGUGGGCAUGGACAUCCACUGGGAGACGGCCAAUCAGCUGUGCAGCCCUUGCCUCAUAGACUACGACUUCAUCGGCAAGUUUGAGAACAUGGACGACGAGUCCAGCCUCUUCCUGCACUUGGUCGGGGCGCCGCCCAACUUUACUCUGCCUACUUUCAAGGACAGGAACCCGGGCGACAAGAAGACCUCCUCGGAGAUCACGCAGAAAUACUUUGCGCAAGUCGGCCCGUCGGAGAGGCAGCGGGUUUACGAUUUCUACUACAAGGACUAUCUGAUGUUUAACUACUCCAAACCUUUUCCAGAUUUACACUGAUUGACUUUUACCGAGAUGUCCGCCGCUCUUCUACGUUGGCUCAUCUAAUUAAAGCUUUUUUUUUUUUCAAGUUAGCCAAACACUUUCAACCACAUCACAAGAUGCAAAAACGUAAUGCUGCAGUAGGUUGAUGUCAUACUAGCGACAAAAAAAUACUAUCGACAUGAUCUGUUAUCCAGGGCUCCAGUCUUUUUUUUUGUUUUUGUUUUUUUUUACCAGGAGCAAAGUGGCCCCGAACUUCAAAUUUUAGGGGCGAAAGUAAAAACUUUAGGGCCGCACACCGAAACCGACCACACUUCCUCUCAUUUUUACCGUAUCGCUUAUAAAUACUAUCAGUGGCGUCAUUAGGUCAAUUUUAGGGGGGAUUCAGCAUUUUGCAACAUUUUAGGGGGGCUUCAGACCCCCCUAAUAAAGAAAUUUUUAUUGAUUUUUUUUUUACCAAAAGAAUCUCUGACAAAUUUCAUAUGAUAGGGCAAAAACAGGCAAAUUUUAGAAAUUUAUUUAUUGAUUUUUUUUAACCAAAAGAUUCCCUGACAAAUUUCAUAUAAUAGGGCAGAAGCAGGCAAAUAAGAUUUUAGGCGUUUUAGGGCUGAAUUCCCCCUAAAAUAUUCUUAAGCCCCCCCCCCCCCCCCCCCCUAAAUAAUUUGAUAUUUUUUAUGGAUUUUUUAAAAUGUAUUUAUUUAUUUAUUUUUAGCGAAAAAAUGUCUGACAAAUUUCAUAAGAUAGGGCAAAAACAGGCUAAUAAGAUUUUUAGGGAUUUUAGGGCUGAAUCCCCUAAAAGCCCCCCUAAAUAAUUUCAUAUUUUUUAUUGAUUUUUUUAACGAAAAAAAAAACGAAACCGACCACACUUCCUCUCAUUUUUACCGUAUCGCUUAUAAAUACUAUCAGUGGCGUCAUUAGGUCAAUUUUAGGGGGGAUUCAGCAUUUUGCAACAUUUUAGGGGGACUUCAGACCCCCCUAAAAAAAAAUUUUUUAUUGAUUUUUUUUUUUUUACCAAAAGAAUCUCUGACAAAUUUCAUAUGAUAGGGCAAAAACAGGCAAAUUUUUUAAAUUUAUUUAUUGAUUUUUUUUAACCAAAAGAUUCUCUGACAAAUUUCAUAUAAUAGGGCAAAAGCAGGCAAAUAAGAUUUUAGGCGUUUUAGGGCUGAAUUCCCCCUAAAAUAUUCUUAAGCCCCCCCCCCCCCCUAAAUAAUUUGAUAUUUUUUAUGGAUUUUUUAAAAUGUAUUUAUUUAUUUAUUUAUUUUUAGCGAAAAAAUGUCUGACAAAUUUCAUAAGAUAGGGCAAAAACAGGCUAAUAAGAUUUUUAGGGAUUUUAGGGCUGAAUCCCCCUAAAAGCCCCCCUAAAUAAUUUCAUAUUUUUUAUUGAUUUUUUUUAACGAAAAAAAAAACGAAACCGACCACACUUCCUCUCAUUUUUACCGUAUCGCUUAUAAAUACUAUCAGUGGCGUCAUUAGGUCAAUUUUAGGGGGGAUUCAGCAUUUUGCAACAUUUUAGGGGGUCUUCAGACCCCCCUAAAAAAAAUUUUUUUAUUGAUUUUUUUUUUUUACCAAAAGAAUCUCUGACAAAUUUCAUAUGAUAGGGCAAAAACAGGCAAAUUUUUGAAAUUUAUUUAUUGAUUUUUUUUAAACAAAAGAUUCUCUGACAAAUUUCAUAUAAUAGGGCAAAAGCAGGCAAAUAAGAUUUUAGGCAUUUUAGGGCUGAAUUCCCCCUAAAAUAUUCUUAAGCCCCCCCCCCUAAAUAAUUUGAUAUUUUUUAUGGAUUUUUUAAAAUGUAUUUAUUUAUUUAUUUUUAGCGAAAAAAUGUCUGACAAAUUUCAUAAGAUAGGGCAAAAACAGGCUAAUAAGAUUUUUAGGGAUUUUAGGGCUGAAUCCCCCUAAAAGCCCCCCUAAAUAAUUUCAUAUUUUUUAUUGAUUUUUUUUUUACGAAAAAAAAAAACGAAACCGACCACACUUCCUCUCAUUUUCACUGUAUCGCUUAUAAAUCAGUGGCGUCAUUAGGCCAAUUUUAGGGGGGGCUUCAGCAUUUUUCAACAUUUUACGGGGUCUUCAGACCCCCCCGAAAUAAUUUGAUAUUUUUUAUAGAUUUUUGAAAUUUAUUGAUUGAUUUUUUUUUUAACCAAAAGAAUCUCUGACAAAUUUCAUAUAAUAGGGCAAAAGCAGGCUAAUAAGAUUUUAGGGGUUUUAGGGCUGAAUUGCCCCUAAAAUGUUCUUAAGCCCCCCUAAAUAAUUUUAUAUUUUUUAUGGAUUUUAUUUAUUUAUUUUAUUUUUACCGAAAAAAUCUCGGACAAAUUUCAUAUGAUAGGGCAAAAGCAGGCUAAUAAGAUUUUAGGGGUUUUAGGGCUGAACCCCCCCUAAAAUGUUCUUUAAACCCCCUAAAUAAUUUGAUAUUUUUUAUUGAUUUUUUUUUAACAAAAAAAAAUGAAACCCACCACACUUCCUAUCAUUUUCACUGUAUCGCUUAUAAAUACUAUCAGUGGCGUCAGGGCUUCAGCAUUUUUCAACAUUUUAGGGGGGCUUCAGACCCCCCCUAAAUAAUUUGAUAUUUUUUAUAGAUUUUGGAAAUUUAUUUAUUGAUUUUUUUUUUACAAAAAAGAUCUCUGACAAAUUUCACAUGAUAGGGCAAAAGCAGGCUAAUAAGAUUUUAGGGGUUUAGGGCUGAAUCCCCCUAAAAUGUUCUUAAGUCCCCCUAAAUAAUUUGAUAUUUUUUAUGGAUUUAAAUUUUUUUUUUUUUUUUUUUUUUUUUUACCAAAAGAAUCUCUGACAAAUUUCAUAUGAUAGGGCAAAAGCAGGCUAAUAAGAUUUUAAGGGUUUUAGGGCUGAAUUCCCCCUAAAAUGUUCUUAAGUCCCCCUAAAUAAUUUGAUAUUUUUUAUGGAUUUAAAAAUUUUUUUUUUUUUUUUUUUUUUUUUUACCAAAAGAAUCUCUGACAAAUUUCAUAUGAUAGGGCAAAAGCAGGCUAAUAAGAUUUUAAGGGUUUUAGGGCUGAAUUCCCCCUAAAAUGUUCUUAAGUCCCCCUAAAUAAUUUGAUAUUUUUUAUGGAUUUAAAUUUUUUUUUUUUUUUUUUUUUUUUUUUACCAAAAGAAUCUCUGACAAAUUUCAUAUGAUAGGGCAAAAGCAGGCUAAUAAGAUUUUAAGGGUUUUAGGGCUGAAUUCCCCCUAAAAUGUUCUUAAGCCCCUCUAAAUAAUUUGAUAUUUUUUAUAGAUUUUGGAAUUUUUUUUUUUUUUUUACAAAAAAAAAAUCUCUGACAAAUUUCAUAUAAUAGGGCAAAAGCAGGCUACUAAGAAAUCCAUUAAGCAGGCUAAUACUAGCCUAAGUAUUAAUCAGAAGAAGAAUAAUGAUGAUAGUAAUAAUAAUAAUAAUAAUUCCUCAGAACCUAGUGACGCCCCUGAAUACUAUUAUCAUAUUUUCCGGACUAUAAGUCGCACUUUUUUUCAUCGGUUGGCUGUUCCUGCGACUUAUACUCCAGAGCGACUUAUAAAUGAAAAAACUGUUGAUGUUACAUAAACACUGGAUACCUUUUCUGUUUAUAUUUAUUUUUUGUGCGACUUAUGUAUGUUUUUUUUCUACCUAAUUAUGCAUUUUUGGCCUUGUGCAACUUAUACUCCUGAGCGACUUAUAGUCCAGAAAAUACGGUAACCCUCUUUUGACAAACAUCGGCCUUCUUCUUUGGUAUUGGUUUUGGGGGCAACAAACGGAAAAGGAAACAAAACGGCCAGAGACAGAAGAAAGAGCCAGGCAAAAUGUGUAAACAAAGAUGGAAGACAAGUCAAUGAAGUCGAUUGAAAUGUGAGCGAUCCAACAUGCUGGCAUCGAUAGCCGUCAUCGGUUGACUCCAUAUUUUUAUUUCUCACCAUAACAAAGUGCGUCCCUCGUCAACCAUUCAGUUGCCGUCUGGAGCCCUGUUAUCUACGAGCACAUGCUGAGGUGGAAUUUUGAAAUGAUGUUAUUCUUCUUUAAAAAAAAAAAAAAAGUUUAAUCGUGUUCAACAGGCUUUAAAUGAUGUCUCACUGUACGUCAAACAGGAAAUGCAAAUGCUUAGUAAGGGCUGGACGCCCUGGAGUUUGGUAUGUUUGAGUAUUAGGGCCACACGUGUCUACGAAAAACGGUCAUUAUCGUUGUAAUACUUGAUUUUCCGCUUGGAGUUUGCAUGUUCUCCCCGUGCAUGCGUGGGUUUUCUCCGGGUACUCCGGUUUCCUCCCACAUUCCAAAAACAUGCUAGGUUAAUUAGCCACUCCAAAUUGUCCAUAGGUAUGAAUGUGAGUGUGAAUGGUUGUUUGUCUAUAUGUGCCCUGUGAUUGGCUGGUCACCAGUCCAGGGUGUACCCCGCCUCUCUCGUCCGAAGACAGCUGGGAUAGGCUCCAGCAUGCCCCCUAGUGAGGAUAAGCAGCAUAAAAAUGGAUGAAUGGAAUAUUAAAGGCUGCCACAAAUGAUUAUUAGUUGUCAUGAUAAAGUUUUUUUUUUGCCAGAAAAAAACAGAAGGAAAAAAAGACAAAUUAAAUUAAAUUAAAUUAAAUUAAAUUAAAUUAAAUUAAAUUAAAUUAAAUUAAAUUAAAUUAAAUUAAAUUAAAUUAAAUUAAAUUAAAUUAAAUUAAAUUAAAUUAAAUUAAGGCGGCACAGUGUUCAUGUGGUUAACGCGCAGACCUCACACCUAGGAGACCCGAGUUCAAUUCCACCCUCUGCCAUCUCUGUGUGGAGUUUGUAUGUUCUCCCCGUGCAUGCCUGGGUUUUCUCCGGGUACUCCUCCCACAUUCCAAAAACAUGCUAGGUUAAUUAGCGACUCCAAAUUGUCCAUAGGUAUGAAUGUGAGUGUGAAUGGUUGUUUGUCUAUAUGUGCCCUGUGAUUGGCUGGCCACCAGUCCAGGGUGUACCCCGCCUCUCUUGCCUGAAGACAGCUGGGAUAGGCUCCAGAACCCCCCGCGACCCUCAUGAGGAAAAAGUGGCAGAAAAGAAUUAAAUUAAAUUAAAUUAAAUUAAAUUAAAUUAAAUUAAAUUAAAUUAAAUUAAAUUAAAUUAAAUUAAAUUAAAUUAAAUUAAAUUAAAUUAAAUUAAAUUAAAUUAAAUUAAAUUAAAUUAAUGUUCAACUAUUUUAACGGUUGACAUAAUCUCGACAUGUCAACUAAUCGUGGCAGCCCAUCUCUGAAUACAACCCUUGUUUUCUUAUUAGAUUUUUAAAAAUACAUUACAAUUAAAAAGUGAAAAUAUUCCCUUUAAUAUAGUAUACCACUUUUACAAACUUUUAUAUAUAAAAAAAUCAAAUUUCUAAAAUAAUAAUAAAACUUUUUUUUGUAAAUUAUCAAUAGUUUUUAAAAAAUUGUGAUAAAUGUCCAAAAAUAUGCCUUUUUUUACUUUGUUUAAUACAAUUCCUGCAAGUUACUACAUUAUGAAUAUAUUCUCAUAACUUUACAGCUUUUCUCGUCAUUUAGAAAUGUUUCCCCCUCUACUGUGGCCCUAAUACUCCCUAAUACUCCCUAAUACUCCAACAUGCAGUUGAUUAAAAUCUUUGUUUUAAUAAGACAGUAUUCAUACUUCCAUGUAAAAGCGUUCUUUCCUGCCACGUUUGCAUUGACUACUUGACUUACAGCAGCGUGGGCAUCAGUAUACCUCUAUCUGUGUACCUGUGCAUACUAAUACUGACAUUUGGUGUAAAUGUUUGGGUACUAAACAUAAACUCACACAAUGGACUCGUAUAAUCCUUGAAAUGUGUCCGGGGCUGCCCACUCUGGAGCCGUGUACACUUAUUGUAGCAUUUUUUUUUGUACUUUGAUGCUCCUUGUGCUUUGAACACUCGUCACCGGAAGUCGUAUUUACUUGGAGAUCCAGGUACUUACAGGGUACAAAGUGUUGCUGGCUGUUCCCGGUACACACUUGACUAUGAAGAGUGCUGGCGACUGAAAUCAUCUCCAUUCAGAGCGACGCAGAUUUGGCUCCACGACAAUCGAAUAAAUGAGCGAACGCCUGAGAGUUUAUCCGAAAAGGAACGUUAUACACCUCACAUGUCGGGUACCAUUGAGGUGUACGUUUGUACUACAUAGCAGCAGAACCAAUGUUGUAGUAGCGGUAAGGUGUAUCCUUUGAUUUGACUGUUGAAUGAAACAACAUCCAUUUUUUACAUCCAUUCGUUUUGAAAUCACCGCUCUGUAUUAAAUGUAAACCCGAUCAAAGUCUUUAGACCAGUUGAAAAAUAGCUAUAGCUUAAGUAGCUAAUAUAUAGCUACUAUAGUAAUAGCACAUUUGGAUCUUAAUGAGGUUUUAAGUAGAGCUACAAUGUGACAAAAAGUACUUUGAAAUAGUCAUUUAUUGAAAACAGUGGCGCUGCACGGUGGUCGAGUGGUUAGCACGCAGACCUCACAGCUAGGAUACCCGAGUUCAAUCCCACUCUCGGCCAUCUCUGUGCGUGGGUUUUCUCCGGGUACUCCGGUUUCCUCCCACAUUCCAAAAACAUGCUAGGUUAAUUAGCCACUCCAAAUUGUCCAUAGGUAUGAAUGUGAGUGUGAAUGGUUGUUUGUCUAUAUGUGCCAUGUGAUUGGCUGGCCACCAGUCCAGAGUGUACACCGCCUCUCUUGCCUGAAGACAGCUGGGAUAGGCUCCAGCACCCCCGCGACCCUCGUGAGAAAAUGUGGUAGAAAAUGAAUGAAUAAUAAUAAUAAUAAUAACAAAAGAAGGCUGCAUGGCGGUUGAGCGGUUAGCGUGCAGACCUCACAACUAGGAGACCCGAGUUUGAUCCUCAUGGGAAUAAGCAGUAGAAAAUGAAUAAAUGAAUGAAUGAUUCGGUUGAGCUGGUUUCAUAAUUAUAAUCAUAGUUAAGUUGGUGUGUGAUGAGUUUAGUGUUCUUUGUAAGAACACUAACACAUUCCAAAAACAUGCUAGGUUAAUUGGCGACUCCAAAUUGUCCAUAGGUAUGAAUGUGAGUGUGAAUGGUUGUUUGUCUAUAUGUGCCCUGCGAUUGGCUGGUCACCAGUCCAGGGUGUACCCCGCCUCCCACCCAAAAACAGCUGGGAUAGGCUCCAGCACCCCCACGACCCUUGUGAGAAUAAGCGGUAGAAAAUGAAUAAAUUAAUGAAUGACUAGGUUUAGCUGGUUUCAUAAUUAUACCUUUAGAGUGUUAAGUUGGUGUGUGAUGAGUUUAGUGUUCUUUGUAAGAACACUAACACAUUCCAAAAACAUGCUAGGUUAAUCGGCGACUCCAAAUUGUCCAUAGGUAUGAAUGUGAGUGUGAAUGGUUGUUUGUCUAUAUGUGCCCUGUGAUUGGCUGGCCACCAGUCCAGGGUGUACCCCGCCUCUCCCCCGAAGACAGCUGGGAUAGGCUCCAGCACCCCCACGACCCUUGUGAGAAUAAGCAGUAGAAAAUGAAUAAAUGAAUGAAUGAUUCAGUUGAGCUGGUUUCAUAAUUAUACCUUUUGAGUGUUAAGUUGGUGUGUGAUGAGUUUAGUGUUCUUUGUAAGAACACUAACACAUUCCAAAAACAUGCUAGGUUAAUUAGCGACUCCAAAUUGUCCAUAGGUAUGAAUGUGGGUGUGAAUGGUUGUUUGUCUAUAUGUGCCCUGCGAUUGGCUGGUCACCAGUCCAGGGUGUACCCCGCCUCCCACCCAAAAACAGCUGGGAUAGGCUCCAGCACCCCCACGACCCUUGUGAGAAUAAGCAGUAGAAAAUGAAUAAAUGAAUGAAUGAUUCAGUUGAGCUGGUUUCAUAAUUAUACCUUUUGAGUGUUAAGUUGGUGUGUGAUGAGUUUAGUGUUCUUUGUAACAACACUAACACAUUCCAAAAACAUGCUAGGUUAAUCGGCGACUCCAAAUUGUCCAUAGGUAUGAAUGUGAGUGUGAAUGGUUGUUUGUCUAUAUGUGCCCUGUGAUUGGCUGGCCACCAGUCCAGGGUGUACCCCGCCUCCCACCCAAAAACAGCUGGGAUAGGCUCCAGCACCCCCACAACCCUGGUGAGAAUAAGCAGUAGAAAAUGAAUAAAUUAAUGAAUGAUUCAAUUGAGCUGGUUUCAUAAUUAUACCUUUUGAGUGUUAAGUUGGUGUGUGAUGAGUUUAGUGUUCAUUCCAAAAACAUGCUAGGUUAAUUGGCGACUCCAAAUUGUCCAUCCAUUUCUCGCAAAUUUUCAACUGGUCUUAAGAUUAUGUUUAAAUACCUACAAAAUUCUGGUCCGGCACUCUUCCCCGAUGGCGUGAACUGCUCAGUCAGUAACACUGUACCCGACGCUCUGACACUGUACGCAUCACACCCAGUCCACAGCCUUGUAUAAGCUUUUUUCUACACUGUAUAAUUGUAUAAUGGGCAUUCAGAUGACUAUAUAUUUUUCUACGUAUUUCUAAUAUAUACGUACAAAUACAUACAGUAUAUAAUCUGUGCUUCUCGGUGAAGUCUUUAUGUUACGGUGUCGCCAUUAAAAAGCGCUUUAAAAGAGACUGAAAAGCUUGAAAACGAAGCUGGAUUAACGAGUGUUUGGCGUGUAUGGCUGCACGGCGUCACUUUCUAGCGCACGUUUCCAUCACCAUGCAAUGAACCGUUGAACGAAUCAACACGGUAAGGAUAAUAGAACCGCAUCACGCCCUCCUUUCAUAAUAUGUCCGUCGCACAUCCCGCCUUUUAUAAUGUGGACAUCUGUGUGUCUCUUCUCCGUUGUUGUUGUAAGCCCAUCCGCCAUGCGCACACACUGCUGCACGACAUACUUACGUACUAUAUGGUGCAUAUAACGAAGGAUGUCUGUGUGUGAUGUUGUUGUUUUGAAGUCCUGCACAAACGGCACUCAAGUCAAGUUUUAUGAUUUUGCCUUAUAAUGUGAAGCAUCGGAAAUGACAGGAAGGUCGAGCAAGCAACCAGCCAAGACAAGUUCAACCAUUUGUAACGUUUGUAAACACGCCGCAAAUGCUCUAAUUAUAGCCCAGGUGUUUCAGAAUCGGAAUCAGAAUCGCAUUUAUUGUCAUUGUAUUACAUACAACGAAAUUUGAGUGCAACUCCACGGUACAUUUUAUCGAAAGUAAAGACCUCACAGCUAGGAGACCAGGGUUCAAUUCCACCCUAGGCCAUCUCUGUGUGGAGUUUGCAUGUUCUCCCCGUGCAUGCGUGGGUUUUCUCCGGGUACUCCGGUUUCCUCCCACAUUCCAAAAACAUGCUAGGUUAAUUAGCCACUCCAAAUUGUCCAUAGGUAUGAAUGUGAGUGUGAAUGGUUGUUUGUCUAUAUGUGCCCUGUGAUUGGCUGGCCACCAGUCCAGGGUGUACCAAGCUGGGACAGGCUCCAGCACCCCUGGCGACCCUCGUGAGAAUAAGCAGUAGAAAAUGAAUAAAUGAAUGAAUGAUUUGGUUGAGCUGGUUUCAUUAUUAUGCCUUUUGAGUGUUAAGUUGGUGUGUGAUGAAUUUAGUGUUCUUUGUAAGAACACUAACACAUUCCAAAAACAUGCUAGAUUAAUUGGCCACUCCAAAUUGUCCAUAGGUAUGAAUGUGAGUGUGAAUGGUUGGCUGGCCACCAGUCCAGGGUGUACCCCGCCUCUCACCCAAAGACAGCUGGGAUAGGCUCCAGCACCCCCCGCGACCCUCGUGAGAAUAAGCGCUAGAAAAUGAAUGGAUGAAUGAAUGAUUCGGUUGAGCUGGUUUCAUAAUUAUGCCUUUUGAGUGUUAAGUUGGUGUGUGAUGAAUUUAGUGUUCUUUGUGAGAACACUAACACAUUCCAAAAACAUGCUAGAUUAAUUGGCCACUCCAAAUUGUCCAUAGGUAUGAAUGUGAGUGUGAAUGGUUGUUUGUCUAUAUGUGCCCUGUGAUUGGCUGGCCACCAGUCCAGGGUGUACCCCGCCUCUCACCCAAAGACAGCUGGGAUAGGCUCCAGCACCCCCCGCGACCCUCGUGAGAAUAAGCACUAGAAACUGAAUGAAUGAAUGAAUGAUUCGGUUGAGCUGGUUUCAUAAUUAUACCUUUUGAGUGUUAAGAUGGUGUGUGAUGAGUUUAGUGUUCUUUGUAAGAACACGAACACAUUCCAAAAACAUGCUAGGUUAAUUGGCCACUCCAAGUUGUUCAUAGGUAUGAAUGUGAGUGUGAAUGGUUGUUUGUCUAUAUGUGCCCUGUGAUUGGCUGGCCACCAGUCCAGGGUGUACCCCGCCUCUCACCCAAAGACAGCUGGGAUAGGCUCCAGCAUCCCCCCGCGACCCUCGUGAGAAUAAGCAGUAGAAAAGGAAUGAAUGAUUGGGUUGAGCUGGUUUCAUAAUUAUACCUUUUGAGUGUUAAGUUGGUGUGUGAUGAGUUUAGUGUUCUUUGUAAGAACACGAACACAUUCCAAAAACAUGCUAGGUUAAUUGGCGACUCCAAAUUGUCCAUAGGUAUGAAUGUGAGUGUGAAUGGUUGUUUGACGUUGCUAAUGAUUUGGAGUGCAUGAGAAAGUGCAGAGGACGAAGUAUGUUGCACAAUAUAACAGGAGAUUGCCUCCAGCCGCAGCUGUGUUUUUCGAUUGUUUUGCUUUGGUACACCAGAGGCAUUCAUUGGAGCAUUUACGGCGGUCUACUUUUCAUUAUUGCAGUACGGACUUCCUACAGUGCUGUCUCUCGGCUCACUUUGUGUUUGUUUGUUUUUUUUUCAUGUGACAAAAUGCUUUAUGACGGUGUGUGUUUGCCUGUGAGUGAGCGGAAAUCCACGGUAUAUUUAAAGCUAUACUCCCUAUAAUCCAAUUUGGUAUUACGAGCGUAAACAGUGAUGGUGACUCUAUGAAAUAAUUGUCGGUUUAGUGUGAUGGCUUUUGCAAAAAUUCCAGAAUCUUGCCAUUUAUUUUGGUCUUGGUUUGACUCGGUGUAGCCUAUCUCUUGCCAAAAAAAGGAAAAUAUUAUUGUUGCUUUUAUCACUGGCCCUCUAGCUUUCUAAAUGUGUGUGUGUGUGUGUGUGUGGAUCACAAGCAUAACAGCAGUAACAAGUGAAUGUAUUAAGUGUUUAUUGUUGGUGCAAAUGUGUAAAAAAACUAUAUAUAUAUAUAUAAAUAUACAGUAUAUAUAUUUAUAUGAAAAGCCCUUUGCCUUAUUUUACACUGCCAAUCAAAUGGUGACUUUUCAGGAAGACAUUUUUCAGGUGGUUCUUUUUUCUGGCUGAUGAGUGUCUACUAAUAAAUUUGUCUUUAGCAUUUCAA